Limulus polyphemus (Atlantic horseshoe crab) is the source of this 509-nucleotide messenger RNA. It is a transcript of the gene mRpS33, whose product is annotated as 28S ribosomal protein S33, mitochondrial-like. The transcript is spliced from 3 exons. Gene Ontology annotation, cellular component: mitochondrion. The coding region runs from base 90 to 416 and encodes 108 amino acids. The record is from RefSeq and is a predicted model, not a curated record. Lineage: Eukaryota; Metazoa; Arthropoda; Merostomata; Xiphosura; Limulidae.
GGAGAUCUGGAGAAACGAAGUUUUUGUCCUAAUUUUCAGAAAGUCCACAAGACAAGUGAAUUGGGAUGAGGAAUUAAAAGGUGUUGGACAUGGCAAGUUAUUCAUCAUUGUCGAGCUAUGCUAAACGUAUGGCUUUUCUCAGUGCACGGAUAUUUGGAGAAGUUGCUCGUCCCACCAACCAGAAGUCGAUGAAGGUCGUUAAGAUGUUUAGGGAGAAACCAAAUGAUUUAAAUAGUGAAAUUGUUAGUUAUUACCCACCACAUCAUCAACUUACUACACUAAUGUUCAGAUUAAGGAUGCAUGGUUUAUUCAGAGAUGAACAUCAAGAUUUUAAAGAAGAAAUGAGAAGACUUAGAAGGUUAAGAGGUAAAGGACGACCGAAAAAGGGGGAAGGAAAACAAGUGAAGAGAAAAUGAAACAUUGUUUGUAUUGUAGAUAGAACCACAUUUUAAGCUAUUCAGGAGUUGUAGUUGUGUAACUGUGAAUAAAACGUUUGCAAUUUCUUGAAA